Molecule: messenger RNA, 856 nt
Organism: Canis lupus familiaris (dog)
Lineage: Eukaryota; Metazoa; Chordata; Mammalia; Carnivora; Canidae
Gene: CLEC19A
Product: C-type lectin domain containing 19A
Exons: 5
Coding region: 63-623 (186 amino acids)
Molecular function (GO): signaling receptor activity
Source: RefSeq, a predicted model, not a curated record
GCUCCUGUGACAGGGCCCGUCUCCUCCACUCAGGCCUGAAGGUGGCUUCCUCGGGGCUCAGGAUGCAAAGGUGGGGGUCAUGGGCCGCGGCCUCCCUGGCCCUCCUGUGUGCACAGGCCUUUCCACAGACGGACAUCAGUAUCAGCCCAGCCAUGCCGGAGCUGCCCCGGGCUUCCCUCUGCCCCCUGUUCUGGAUGGAGUUCAAAGGCCACUGCUACAGAUUUUUCCCUCUCAAUAAGACUUGGGCUGAGGCUGACUUCUACUGUUCUGAGUUCUCCAUCGGCAGGAAGUCCGCCAAACUGGCCUCCAUCCACAGCUGGGAAGAGAAUGUCUUUGUAUAUGACCUGGUGAACAGCUGUGUGCCUGGGAUCCCAGCUGACAUCUGGACAGGGCUUCAUGAUCAUAGACAGGAAGGCCAGUUUGAGUGGACAGACGGCUCCUCCUAUGACUACAGCUACUGGGACGGGAGCCAGCCAGAUGACGGCGUCCACGCGGACCCCGAAGAGGAGGAUUGUGUGCAGAUAUGGUACCGGCCCAGCAGCGCUCUGAGGUCCUGGAAUGAUAACACCUGCAACCACAAGUUCCCCUUUGUCUGCAAGAUCGCCUCUCUGACCAUUCACUGAUCCAGUCUUGGCCCCUCACAGUGAGCCCAGCUCCAACACCAUCUUGUAGCUGUACGUAACGUAGAUGAAACAAUAAUGUGAAACACAGAUGAGAUAGAGUUCCCAGGCAGAGAUUUGAAGCAAGCAAGCUUUAAUGAUACAGAGUGGUUACUUGGUCAUAAGUGACAGGAUACACAAGAUAAACUGGCUUGAUAAAUAAAAAGGGGCGGCAGGUUUGUUGCCCCAACUAAACA